CUCUUAGUUAUUUGAGAGUCUUUUCUUUUGGAAUUGGCAUCGCGCUCCGGUUUGAGAAUUGUUAUACACAGAUAAACAAAAAUUUGUUCUUCUUGUUUGUUGUACGGCGAGUGAUUUUGUUUAAAGUUUACUUGAUUUUUUUUUCCCUUUUCUCAUGUCUAUUGCAAUCGUGAAAAUUCCAUAAUCAAAUCGCGGAGGAGCAUAAACAAUGACGAAGAAGUUUGAAUUCAAUUGGCAAAUUGAAACUCCUGAAUUCCUUAGAAAUGGAGCGACUUUCGAUCGAUGGUUUGAAGAUAAAGAAAAUACGGAGUACGAGCCCGAUUGUUUGUUCAAAGUUGAUGAAUUCGGUUUCUUCAUUUACUGGAAAAGUGAAGGAAAGGAUGGUGAUGUCAUCGAAUUGGCCCAAGUGAGUGACAUAAGAUACGGAGGGACGCCAAAGGAUCCGAAACUGUGCAACAAACUAAGCAAACACGGUACCCUCGAACAAUUGGAUGAAAAGAGUCUAACGAUAUGUUCCGGAACAGAUUAUACCAAUAUUCAUUAUCAGCAUAUUGUUUGCACGGACGCACAGACGGCCAAAGACUGGCAAAGUGGACUGCGGUUGAUUACGCACAAUACAAAAGCCAGCAACGUCUGCCCAAAAACACAGCUGAUGAAGCAUUGGAAGAGGCUGAGCUUUUCCGUUGACCCAAAAGGAAAGGUUCCGGUUAAGGUUAUUUCUAAAACUUUUGCGUCAGGAAAAACAGAGAAAUUAGUCUACCAAGGACUGGCCGAUCUAGGAUUACCUAGUGGGAAGAGUGACAAAAUCGAGCCCGAAGCUUUUACAUUCGAAAAGUUUUACACUCUGUACCACAAGCUCUGCCCGAGAAACGACAUCGAGGAACUAUUUCAAUCGAUAACCAAACAAAAAGCGGAUACCAUUAGUCUGGAGCAGUUGAUCACAUUCAUGAACGAAAAACAAAGAGACCCGAGACUUAAUGAAAUUCUUUAUCCGCUCUACGACGAGAAACGGUGCAUCGAAAUUAUCAACGACUACGAACAGGAUGAAAAAGCCAAGUCAGAAAAAAGAUUAACGAAAGACGGCUUCAUGAGUUAUCUAAUGUCCGACGAGAACGCACCGGUGUUUUUGGACAAACUCGACGAAUGGAUGGAUAUGGACCAGCCUCUGUGUCAUUACUACAUAAAUUCGAGUCACAAUACAUACCUUAGCGGAAGACAAAUCGGUGGAAAAAGUACCGUAGAGAUGUAUCGGCAAACGCUUUUGGCCGGAUGCAGAUGUGUGGAGCUUGAUUGCUGGGACGGUAAGGGGGAAGACGAGGAGCCAAUAAUUACCCACGGAAAGGCGAUGUGCACGGAUAUCCUGUUUAAGGAUGUCAUCUAUGCUUUGAGAGAUUGCGCUUUUGUAACGAGCGAUUACCCCAUAAUAUUGAGUUUCGAAAAUCACUGUUGCCUGAAGCAGCAGUACAAGUUGGCCAAAUAUUGCGACGACAUACUGGGCGACUUGUUGCUGAAGGAGCCGUUGAAAGAUUACCCCCUGGAACCGGGUUCUCCGUUGCCACCCCCAAGCGCCUUGAAGCGCAAGAUCCUCAUAAAAAAUAAACGAUUGAAACCCGAAGUGGAAAAAGUAGAGUUGGAGUUAUUCCGUUCGGGUCAAUUUGAAGCGAAGGAUGAAGUUGUCGAGGACGCUAGCGCCCCGGCCGUUACGGAACCACCAAAGGAGGUUCCGGUGGAUCCGGCAGCCGCCGGUCCUCCUGGCGAAGGAGGCGCCGAAGGUGAAGCACCUCCGAUUCAAUACAGCGGGAGUACAAUGGCCUGCCAUCCCUGGCUAUCUUCGAUGAUCAACUACGCUCAACCGAUUAAGUUCCAGAGCUUCGAAACCGCCGAGAAGAAGAAUAUUCAUCACAACAUGUCGUCGUUCUCGGAGACCGCCGCCCUCAAUUAUCUGAAGACCUCUUCCGUGGAGUUUGUUAAUUACAACAAGAGGCAGAUGAGUCGAAUUUAUCCAAAGGGCACCAGAGCAGAUUCAUCGAAUUACAUGCCACAGGUCUUCUGGAACGCGGGAUGUCAAAUGGUAGCGCUUAACUUCCAAACUCCAGAUUUGCCGAUGCAGUUGAAUCAAGGAAAGUUUGAGUACAACGGAAACGGAGGCUAUCUUUUAAAACCCGAUUUCAUGAGAAGACCCGACAGAAGCUUUGACCCCUUUUCCGAAGACGUGGAUGGCGUCAUCACCGCGCAGUGUUCGGUGCAGGUAAUUGCUGGGCAGUUCUUGUCCGACAAAAAGGUCGGCACUUACGUAGAAGUCGACAUGUACGGUUUGCCAGCCGAUACGAUUCGUAAAGAGUUCCGGACAAGGAUGGUUCCGGGAAAUGGAUUAAAUCCCGUUUACAACGAGGAGCCAUUUCUAUUCAGGAAAGUCGUCCUUCCCGACUUGGCUGUUCUCAGAAUUGGUGUCUACGAAGAAAGCGGAAAAUUACUGGGACAGAGGAUUCUUCCAUUAGACGGUUUGCAAGCAGGGUACAGACAUAUUUCCCUGAAGACUGAAGCCAAUUUUCCGAUGGCAUUACCUAUGCUUUUCAUCAAUAUCGAGCUGAAAAUUUACGUUCCCGAUGGAUUCGAAGAUUUUAUGGCCAUGCUAUCAGACCCAGGUGCGUUCAACAAGGGAGCUGAGAAACGUGAUGAGGCAAUGAAAGGGUUGGGUAUCGAGCAGUCUGAUACGAAAGCUGAAGCGGAAAAAAAGAAGAAGGAAGAAGAGGCGAAGAAGGCUGAGUUUAAACUCGACCCAAUUACGAUGGAAUCAUUGAAACACGAAAAGGGAUUUUCAAAGACCGGGAAAAAACAGCAGAAGGAGCUCGAGACCCUUAGGAAAAAACACCUCAAGGAGAGGCAGACGAUGCAAAAAAAUCAUUGCAGUGCCAUUGAGAAGUUAGUGAAGGGCAAGGACAAGGCCUCCUUGACGCAGGAUGCCAACGUUAAAAAAGUCGUCAAUGAACAGACCGCGCAAUGGUCCGCCAUGAUGGAAAAACAGCGAAAAGAGGAAUGGGAAUUGUUGAAAACUCAUGCCCAAAAUUCACGGGAUGAAUUGAAAAAAUUAAUCGAAGUCGUGCAGGCGAACCAGAACAAACAGCUGCAGGUCAAGCAGGACAAAGAUAUCAAAGAAAUGAAUGCAAAUCAAGCGAAAACAUCAGUGGAGACGGCGAAGGAAGUCAUGAACGAUAAGGCGCUCAAGACAAAGGGAGACAAGGACAGGAGACUUCGAGAAAAGAAGCAGAUGAACACUAAGAAAUUCAUGGAGGAAAGGAAAACUGUACAAAUUAAACAAGGGCGCGAAAAAGAGAAGCUGAAAGUCACUCACGAGAAACAAGUCACCGAGUUGGAUAAGGACAUCGACGAGACCGUCGAGAUGUACAAAAACGAACAGGUGGAAUUUGACUUGUCAUCAAAAACAGAGUUCUACGUUUAACUUCAAUGAUAUCCUUACCCUAAUUUAUUUCGUGCGAAUUUUACGAGCUGCAUUUCAAUAGGGAUGUAUAUAUUUGUUGCAACUAAUGUUUGAGUUGAAAGUGGCACAUCGGGAGAGAAAAUUUCAAAUACUCACGCGUGAGGUUGUCUACUUGGAAGAAUCAUUAAUCAGCCGCGAGCGUAAACGCAGACGAUAUUUUAAUCGCUGUUCGUUCUCCACGGGCGUUUCUGCACCCCCCUGGGUAGGUGAGUUUGAUUGAUACGGCCGUCUUAUUAAACAUAGAAAUGUUGAAUAAUUACCAAACGUCCAUCAAAAUGUUGAAUAUCAAUAAUAGCAAUAAAUCCAUUCUUGAAUUAC
Athalia rosae (coleseed sawfly) is the source of this 3817-nucleotide messenger RNA. Its product is annotated as 1-phosphatidylinositol 4,5-bisphosphate phosphodiesterase-like. Bases 209 to 3460 code for a protein of 1083 amino acids. The record is from RefSeq and is a predicted model, not a curated record. Gene Ontology annotation, molecular function: calcium ion binding; phosphatidylinositol-4,5-bisphosphate phospholipase C activity. The transcript is spliced from 20 exons. Lineage: Eukaryota; Metazoa; Arthropoda; Insecta; Hymenoptera; Athaliidae. Gene Ontology annotation, biological process: phosphatidylinositol-mediated signaling; lipid metabolic process.